Bacidia gigantensis is the source of this 1728-nucleotide messenger RNA. RefSeq lists its product as uncharacterized. The record is from RefSeq and is a predicted model, not a curated record. The coding region runs from base 1 to 1728 and encodes 575 amino acids. Lineage: Eukaryota; Fungi; Ascomycota; Lecanoromycetes; Lecanorales; Ramalinaceae. The transcript is spliced from 3 exons.
AUGUUUUUGUCAACAAUAUCCAUAGCUGCGUCUCUCCGUGUGAGCAAGCUUCGAAUACUUGCCCUUGCGUUGAUAAUUCACUGUACGAAUACCGCACCUACCCUCAUAGAUCCACUCGAGCCACGCCAGCAAGAGCCAGGUGUCCCAUUUGCCUGUUCGGGUGACCCUGCCGCAGUGCUUGACGGGGCUUGCUGGGAUAUACUCGAUCUAGACGACUACCUCCUCAACCCAGUCACAGGAUGGAACGUAACAACACAGGUUUGCGAUGACACAAGAAUAUGUUGUCUGUCCGGAGAACCGUGGACCACCUGCUUUCUAAGGCUUGCAACGGGGAGAGCCGACUACAGCUGCCUGACCAUCGAUGGCGAGGACUGUACAUGGGACAAGAAGAUAUCGGACGGGCUCGCUCUCAGCAUUCGUGGGAAGGUGAAAUAUGUCACGAAGACUAUUUUUGAGCUCCACAACUUCUUCACAAAAUACUUCUCAGCCCUCACCGACAGCAUUGCUCCUGCAAGCACCAUCAUAACGUCUAUGACACUGACCAUCGACCCGCAAAAGAAGACCAAUCUCUUGAUGCAGCUAGUGCUUAGCGCAUUCACUCUUGGACUGUCUUUCCUUGUGGCGCCUGCUCUGGGUGCAAGUGCGAUCGAAGGCAUCCAAAGUACCGUCCUCAAGCAGCAAGCCUCAAUCUGGUCGAUCAGUCUCGGUAAUGCGCCCGGUGUCGCAAAGACAAUGUGGCCACAGGGAGACACUGCAUCCAGCCUUUUCCAGAUCGGCCAGCUAGAAACCCAACUCGACUCCGCAACCUCUCAAUACCAAGACAUCCUCAACAACGGCCUCAAACUAUUAAUGCUGGACCCUACAUCCUUCGUCGACUUUGCCAAAGGCGGCGGAUACUGCGGCAAUACGACCACCGACCUCGUCGAACAAAAAGACACCAUCGACCUCGCCCUCCGCACCUACCUGACCUCCGAAUCCAUGGGCCAGAACGGCUGGUACGCCACCCCCAACUUCCCCAACACCAUCAUGACCGAGGACCAAUGGAACAACUACCAUCCAACCCCCAAUUGCACCACUCCAGCCACCAUCCACGGCUGCAGUACACCCAAGGACGCAAAGCCAGACAUGUACUGGUCGCCCGUCUCAGGCCGCGUCUAUCGCCUCUGGAACAAAUACGGCGACCCGGACUCCCUCAACAUAAAAACCCCCAGCGAGCUCAUGUCGUCCAUCGUGUCGAACCGCUGGGGCGACCUCCCCUGGAUGUUCGACGGCGCAUACAACUGCACGCUCACGGGCCGGACAGCAGAUAACCAGCUCGUCGACGUCGAUAUUGACAAGGGCGUCCUCGAUCUCAGCUGCAUCUCGCAUCUGCCUAUGCAGAGGGAGUGCUCUGGCGCCUGCCCUGUGGAUGUCCAUCCUUGUCCUUUCAAACAAUACUGCGCGCCGAACCUUGGUGGUGGUUCCGUUCAUGGCGGAUAUCCGACGAAUCCGGAUCCCGCCGAUGCGAGCACGGUGCCGACUUAUGCGACGCCGACGGCUAGUCCGGGUCCGGUGCAUUGUCAAAAUGCGGGGGGCGCGGCUAUUCAUGGGGGGCGGGGGGGCUUGUUUGUACUUCGUAAUUUUGAGGGUGGAGGAGAGGGGAGACGUGGUGGGGUGGGGUGGGAUGGGGUGGAUUGGACUGGCAUAGCGUUGCGUUGCAUUGCGUUGCGUGGUAUUUGGGCGGCAUAG